Eimeria maxima is the source of this 417-nucleotide messenger RNA. Its product is annotated as patatin-like phospholipase domain-containing protein, putative. The coding region runs from base 1 to 417 and encodes 138 amino acids. The record is from RefSeq and is a predicted model, not a curated record. The transcript is spliced from 6 exons. Lineage: Eukaryota; Apicomplexa; Conoidasida; Eucoccidiorida; Eimeriidae.
AUGAGGGCACAUGGAGAAGCGGGAAGGCCAGUGAGCUGGAGAGGUGCAGGAGGGAAAUGGCGAGGAGGGUUUAUUUUGUCAGGAUUGGAGCUCUUCCUUAAAGAACAUCUUAGAUUUUUAUUACGUCUUAUAGCUUUGUUGAAUGUUAGCCCAACCCUCCGUGGCAUCAAUGCCCGCGCUCUCGCCUUCCAGCCAUACUCUGGAGAUGUGACGGUUUCUCCUCGUAAAUUAAAUUGGAGACAUCUUAGAUUAAUGAAUGAUCAAUCCUUAGAUGAUGUUGCUUGGUAUGUACAAGAAGGGAGACUCAUGGCUUUCCCCAAGCUACACCUCAUCAGCAACAGGAUUCGUAUUGAGAAGGCAAUAGAUCGUCUUGUUGCUGCAGUUAAUGCAAAACACCCUCAUUGCAUUUCUGCUUAG